This is a messenger RNA of Sitodiplosis mosellana (orange wheat blossom midge), 3186 nucleotides long. Its product is annotated as short-chain dehydrogenase/reductase family 16C member 6. Lineage: Eukaryota; Metazoa; Arthropoda; Insecta; Diptera; Cecidomyiidae. Gene Ontology annotation, molecular function: oxidoreductase activity, acting on the CH-OH group of donors, NAD or NADP as acceptor. The record is from RefSeq and is a predicted model, not a curated record. Bases 948 to 2150 code for a protein of 400 amino acids. The transcript has 8 exons. Gene Ontology annotation, cellular component: lipid droplet.
CAAAGACAUUCAGUCAGAGCAUACGUUUCGAUCGAAACGCACACGGUACCGGGUUCACUCUCGUCUUCACUUUGUGCACCAUACAAUUUCAUAGUAAUUUUUUUUGUAUUUUUCGUCUUCUUCUGUUCACGUUUUAAAAUUAACCAUUUCGCAUCGUUGCUUUGAGGUUCGUUUUUAAAAUUGCCUGUCUCUGUUUCUCGCUUGACUUUUACUUACAUUUUGAAUCUCUUGUGUUUGAACGGAAAACGAUUUUGAUUUCUUUCGUCGCGAAUUGUUGAAAUAAAAAAUCUAUCGUAGUAAAAACAAAUCAGAUUGAAAAGUCAUGAUAAUUGGAUUGCUUUUCUCUCUUCUGUAUUUUAAAAUUUAGAAUUGCAUAACAUACAAUUAAACCACCGCACCAUUGGGUCGGUAGAAAACGACAGUAACCACUCUAUCCGAGGUAACGCGCGCGCGCAUGCACACACGAGCAAUUGAAACGAAAGAAGAAAAAAAACAACAACACCACGGUAAUUCAUUCAGCAUUUUGCAGAGGCCAACAGCAGCAACCAGCCAGUGUGUUUGUACAAUAAGACGCACACACAAAACCACAUCAUUCAUUGAGAGUCGUAUUUUUUUUAAAUAAAACGUGAAAGCGAUUAUAUUGAACGCACACAGCAAAGAGACAAACGAAAACAAAACAAAAAAUCAACUAAAUUGCUUGCUGAUUGUAUUUUUCGGAGGGCUAACGGUGCAAAUAGUUCAUGUGAAUUUGGUGCGCUCGGUGAAAUUUGUGUGUGAUUUUUGUGUUUUUUCCAUACAAAAGAAGCAAGGCAUGCUUUGACGUGUUUGAGUGAUCAAUCAACGUAUUUGUUUAUACGAAUCAAUUUGGCAAUUGUUCAAAGAAAAAGUGACUCUUUAAGUGAUUAAGUUUAAAGUUAAAAGAAAGACCGGAAAACAAGACAAAAAAAAUGGCAGGAGAAAAUAAUGUUACCCUCGGCAACGGCAAUGUACCAAACACAACAGCACAGCCAUCCACAGCGAAAACGGAACCAGGCACAGCCGAAAGCAUCCUCACGACAAUCGUCCUAACACUAUGGGAUGUGAUUGUGUUCUUAUCCAUUUCCAUUGGAUACAUAUUUCAAGACUUAUUCUACAGAGUGUUUGGCUUUCCGGAGCAAAAGCUACAAGGUGAACUAGCUCUUGUGACUGGCGGCGGCGGUGGUCUUGGAAGACUGAUUUCGUUGAGACUUUCAAAAUUAGGUGUUGACAUCGUCAUUUGGGAUAUCAAACAAGAAGGUAUUGAUGAGACCGUUGAGAUGAUUCGAGCUAAUGGUGGCACUUGUGUUGGUUACAAGGUCGAUAUAUCGAAGAAAGAAGAGGUUUACAAAGCAGCUGACGCUAUUCGUCGUGAUGUUGGUGAUAUCACAAUGCUGAUAAACAAUGCUGGUGUUGUUUCGGGACGUGCAUUAUUGGAUACACCUGAUCACUUGAUCGAGCGAUCAUUCAACGUCAAUGUUUUGGCACAUUUUUGGACAACAAAAACCUUUUUGCCAGCUAUGCUUGAAAAAGACCAUGGUCACAUUGUAACAAUUGCUUCGCUCGCCGGUCACGUUGGUAUCGCUAAAUUGAUUGACUACUGUUCGAGUAAAUUUGCUGCCGUUGGCUUUGACGAAGCACUUCGCUUGGAAUUGGAAUUGCUCGGUAGCCAAGUGCAAACCACUUGCAUUUGCCCAUUCUUUAUCCAAUCAACUGGCAUGUUUGAUGACGUUAAUUCAAGAUGGGUACCAACAUUGACAUCAGACGAUGUUGCCGAUCGUGUAGUUUCAGCCAUUCAACGAAAGGAGAAACUCGCCAUCAUUCCACGUUACCUUCAACUGAUGCUCUGUGUAAAAUGGAUUUUCCCAUGGGGUUGUGCUUCAGGAUUUUUGCGUCGUAUUGUGCCCGAUGCGGCUCCAGCCCAUGAUUUAUUGCACGGUUUGCCAGCCAUUCAGCGCCAAUUGACCAAGGAACUAUUGCUCGAAAAAGAAACAACGGCUGACCUUGAGUCGGACAAGGAAAAUACAAUCCUUUCCGAUGGCAGCAACAACAACAGCUUGAAUAACUUGAAUAACAACAAAAGUGCAUCGUUGCUCAUCAAGCGUCUGCCAUCAAUUGGUGAACGUGUGCUAUGAAAUGUGCAUCAAGAUCUGAACUAUACUACCAAGGAAACAAAAAAUUGCCUAUAAUAUUCGACACAGCCGCAUGAUUCCGAUAACAAGUUGUCAUUCUCAGUCCGUUUUUAAUAACUCGAUCCAAAUUGUUUGUCAUGUCCACCAGUUGUGAUUUUUUUCAUGUCACAACAGCUGAAAUUCAAAAAAAUGAAAAGAAAAACGCUAAUUGUUUGGUCAUUUAAAACAAAUUGCGUAAACGUAAAUCGACACUUGUUAUCCGAACAAUUCAAACUAAUUCAAUCUAAGCUAUAUGUAGUGACACAGCAUCUUAAUUCCCGCAUACUUUGACGCGAUAAAACAGACACAUCUAAUGCAAUAUUCCGAUAGUUUCAUUUCUGUUGUGUUGUAAUAAUUGAGUACCAGUUUGAUAUUUUUCAUUAGAGUGCAGUUUAGAGUAGCAUUAGAUAAGCAAACAAGAGAAAACCCCGUAAUUUUAUGAGAGAAGAACGAAUGAACAAACAACAACAACAAAAUUGAGAACAUAGAAAAUCACACAAAUUCCAGCAUCAAUAUAAACUAUUUGAUAAUAUUAUGAAUAAAAAGUGAUUUAGUUUGUAAAGAUUUUUACCUUAUUAUUUGUAAAGCGAAAACAAAAGCGAAAGCAUUCAACCAGAUGUAUGGUCUUAUUUUCGUAGUUUAAGUGCAAACAAAAACGAUGGAGAGAAUUGUAAACGAUAAGCAUUUUAGAUUUAAUUUUGGUUUCGUUUUUUUUUCUUCUACGAUAUUUCUUAGGGUGUCCUUUCUUUUAGAAAUACCCAAAUGGAAAAACAAAACAGUUGCCUUUUUUUAAAUGUAAUUUUGGAUGAAAAUUGUAAGAAAAAUCUAUUUUUUUUUGGUAAUAUUGAAAACAUUUUGUAGAAACAAUGGUUAUUUUAUUAUCCACAUUGAAAAAUCCAUUUUCCGAAAUAAACACGAUAACGAAAGAAAGAAAAAAAAAAUUCCAUAUUUUGCUUGUCAAAUCAUAUUUGGAUGGAAAUAAAUAGCAUUUACAACAAAA